This is a messenger RNA of Apis dorsata (giant honeybee), 912 nucleotides long. RefSeq names its product probable multidrug resistance-associated protein lethal(2)03659. The record is from RefSeq and is a predicted model, not a curated record. Gene Ontology annotation, molecular function: ATPase-coupled transmembrane transporter activity; ATP binding; ATP hydrolysis activity. Gene Ontology annotation, biological process: transmembrane transport. Bases 1 to 912 code for a protein of 303 amino acids. The transcript is spliced from 5 exons. Lineage: Eukaryota; Metazoa; Arthropoda; Insecta; Hymenoptera; Apidae. Gene Ontology annotation, cellular component: membrane.
AUGUCUGUGGAGCGUGUGUUAGAAUAUACGCAAGUCAUACCCGAACCGAAUUUACGCGAUAGAGGAAAGUUUGCUAAAAAAACAGAAAAACAAGUUGCACUUCCUGCUAAUGCACCAAAAAAUUGGCCUAUUGAUGGAAUGAUCAAAUUUAGAAGCGUAUAUUUGAAAUAUGUAGAGGAAGAUCCUCCGGUAUUAAAAGGAUUGAAUCUUGUCAUUAAUCCUGGAGAAAAAAUAGGUAUAGUGGGAAGGACAGGAGCAGGAAAAUCCUCUUUAAUAGCAGCUUUGUUUAGAUUAGCUAAAAUCGAAGGAAUUUUAGAAAUCGAUGGUAUAGACACUGGGUCUAUUUGUUUAGAGGAUUUACGACGUAAUAUAUCUAUUAUUCCUCAAGAUCCAGUUUUAUUUUCUGGUACCUUGAGACGCAAUUUAGAUCCUUUUAACGAAUUUACAGAUAAAGCUAUAUGGGAAGUACUUGAAGAAGUAGAAUUAAAGGAUGCUGUAGUUACUGCUGGUACAGGUUUGGAAAGCCGUGUUUUAGAUAGAGGUAGUAAUUAUAGCGUUGGUCAAAAACAGUUAGUUUGUUUGGCAAGAGCUAUUUUAAGAAACAAUAAAAUUCUGAUGCUUGACGAGGCGACAGCUAAUGUAGAUCCGCAAACAGAUGCCUUAAUUCAACAUACGAUACGAAAAAAAUUUGCCAAAUGUACCGUACUUACUAUUGCCCAUCGAUUAAAUACAAUUAUGGAUAGUGAUAAGGUUUUAGUUAUGGAUAAAGGUCGUAUGGCGGAAUUCGAUCAUCCAUACAUAUUACUUCAAAAUAGCUACAGUCAAUUCAAAUCAUUAGUAAAAGAAACUGACCGUGCUAUGUACGAUCAAUUAGUCAAAGGAAUAUUACGUAUACGCGUUUUUGCGUUUUAA